CUUUUUCUCAUUUUUCUCCUACCCUCAGGCCUCAGUUACAGUGGUUAACCUCAAAACCUACCGUCCGGAAAACAAAAAAUAUGAAAACCAAAACCUCUCUAGAAACACCACUCUGGUGCAGCUUUUGACGCUACUGAGUCACCCACUCAAUCCUUCUCUGUUCAAUCGGUUGCUAUAUAUAGCCAUAAGCCAUUGCUUCGAUAAGAAUAUGAGAAGUAUCCUCUCUACUCUCUCUCUCACUCGCCCAUUCUCUUCUUCUGCUUCUAAAAGAAACCUCAAAUCCAAUAGCUUCAUUUUCCUUCGCUCCUCUUCAUUUCUCCAUUUCUCUCCUUCUCCUUCGUCUUCUUCUUCCAUUUCUCAUUUAAACAUGUCUCAGAGGAGGGGCGGGCAUACAGAGCAACAGCCAUCUGUAGAACAGUCUUCUCCUUCAUCGGUGGCAGCGGUUACCGAUAGAAUUGGUGUAUUGAGUAUCGCGGAAACCAGUGGGCAAAUUCAUGUUACGGCGUCGUCGCCCAUACAGUAUGGUAUUAAUCAGGGUAACUUGCUUGGUCAAAAGGCAAUAUGGAAGCCUAAAUCUUAUGGAACAGUAAGUGGAGGUGGAGUUUCGACUGAGGAAGUUGAGAAGGUGCCUUUUAAUGGAAGUGAAGUACAAAAUAGUGCGUCAGCUGCAACCGUGGCAUCUCCGAGAGUUGGUGUUAGUUUAAGUCAAUUAUUUAAGGGUAAUUUAUUGGAAAAUUUUGUGGUGGAUAAUUCCACGUAUUCGCAAGCCCAAAUUAGAGCCACUUUUUAUCCCAAAUUUGAAAAUGAGAAGUCCGAUCAGGAGAUUAGGAUCAGAAUGAUAGAGAUGGUAUCAAAUGGGCUGGCUACAUUGGAGGUCACACUCAAACAUUCUGGGUCUCUUUUUAUGUACGCGGGUAACAAGGGCGGAGCAUAUGCAAAAAAUAGCUUUGGGAAUAUAUACACUGCUGUGGGCGUAUUUGUCCUUGGACGAAUUUUUCAUGAGGCAUGGGGAACUGCAGCUGCAAAAAAGCAGGCAGAGUUCAAUGAAUUUCUUGAGAAAAACAGGAUUUGCAUAUCAAUGGAAUUGGUGACUGCUGUUCUAGGAGACCAUGGGCAGCGUCCCCGAGAAGAUUAUGUUGUGGUGACAGCAGUCACAGAAUUAGGCAAUGGAAAGCCAAAGUUCUACUCAACUCCUGAAGUGAUUGCCUUUUGUCGGAAAUGGCGUCUUCCAACAAAUCAUGUUUGGCUGUUCUCAACAAGGAAAUCAGUGACUUCUUUUUUUGCUGCCUAUGAUGCGCUAUGUGAAGAAGGAACUGCAACCUCUGUAUGUAGAGCUCUCGAUGAAGUUGCUGAUAUUUCUGUACCAGGUUCAAAAGACCAUGUAAAGGCUCAGGGCGAAAUCUUAGAGGGUCUUGUAGCUCGUAUGGUAAGUCCUGACAGCUCAAAAGACAUUGGGGAGGUCUUGAGAGAAUUUCCUCCACCAGCUGAAGGAGCUGGCCUUGAUUUGGGACCUGGUCUAAGGGAAAUUUGUGCUGCAAAUAGGGCAGAUGAAAAACAGCAAAUAAAAGCACUACUUCAGAAUGUUGGCUCCUCUUUUUGCCCUGACAAGUCAGACUGGUUUGGGAUAGAAGGUGUUGAUAUCCAUUCAAGAAAUGCAGAUCGAUCUGUCGUUUCAAAAUUUUUACAAGCUCACCCUGCUGAUUUUGCAACCUCGAAGUUGCAGGAAAUGAUUCGUUUGCUGAGAGAAAGACGCUUCCCAGCUGCUCUUAAAUGUUACCAUAACUUCCAUAAAAUUGAUUCUGUGUCAAGCGACAACCUUUUCUAUAAGAUGGUCAUUCAUGUCCACAGUGGUUCAGGAUUUCGGCGAUAUCAAAAAGAGAUGAGGCAUAAGCCUGAAUUAUGGCCAUUAUAUCGAGGAUUUUUUGUUGAUAUUAAUUUAUUCAAGGCCAGCAAGGAGAAAGCUAUUGAAAUUGCAAAACACAAAAAUAACAUGGGGGGAAGUGUUAAUGGUGAUGAUGGCAUAUCUGCAAAAAACAGUAUAGCUGAUGAAGAUGCAAAUUUAAUGAUCAAAUUGAAAUUUCUUACAUACAAGUUGAGAACUUUUUUGAUCCGCAAUGGUUUGUCAAUUCUUUUCAAGGAUGGUCCAUCUGCUUACAAGGCCUACUACUUGAGACAAAUGAAAAUAUGGGGCACCUCAGCAGGAAAGCAGAGAGAACUCAGCAAGAUGCUUGAUGAAUGGGCUGUAUACAUCCGAAGAAAAUAUGGGAAAAAACAGUUGUCAUCCUCAAUAUACCUGAGCGAAGCUGAGCCUUUCCUUGAACAGUAUGCAAGUAGAAGUCCACAGAAUCAGGCUCUGAUUGGAUCUGCUGGAAGCUUAAUCAGGGCUGAAGAUUUCUUGGCCAUUAUAGAAGGAGACAGGGAUGAAGAGGGUGAUCUUCAGACAGAACGGGAGGUGGGACCCCCAAGCCCUAUUUCCCCAGUCAAGGAUGCUGUUCAAAAGAAUGAGGGUUUGAUUGUAUUCUUUCCAGGAAUACCGGGUUGUGCAAAAUCUGCACUUUGCAAGGAAUUACUGAAUGCACAUGGAGGACUUGGGGAUGAUCGUCCAGUCCAUAGUUUAAUGGGGGACCUUAUCAAAGGCAGGUAUUGGCAGAAAGUUGCUGAGGAGCGCAGGAGAAGACCAUAUUCUAUAAUGCUUGCUGACAAAAAUGCACCAAAUGAAGAAGUUUGGAGACAGAUUGAAGAUAUGUGCCGCAGCACCCAAGCUUCGGCUGUUCCUGUUGUUCCUGAUUCUGAAGGUACGGAUUCUAAUCCUUUUUCUCUCGAAGCAUUAUCUGUUUUCAUUUUUCGUGUUCUUCAACGAGUUAAUCAUCCGGGCAAUCUGGACAAAGAAUCUCCAAAUGCUGGCUAUGUGCUUUUGAUGUUUUAUCAUCUUUAUGAUGGCAAGAGUCGAAAAGAGUUUGAGAGUGAAUUAAUUGAACGUUUUGGCUCUAUAGUGAAGAUGCCAUUGCUCAAAUCAGAUAGGAGACCUUUCCCGGAUCCUGUGAGGUUGAUUCUGGAGGAGGGAAUAAAUCUAUAUAGGCUUCAUACAAACAGACAUGGAAGAUUGGAGUCCACCAAGGGGUCAUAUGCAAAGGAGUGGGCGAACUGGGAGAAGCGAUUGCGUGAGGUUUUAUUUGGGCAUGCUGAGUAUCUGAAUUCCAUUCAGGUUCCGUUUGAGACUGCAGUUAAGCAAGUACAGGAACAACUAAGAAGUAUUGCUAAGGGUGAAUACAUAACACCAAUUACUGAGAAGAGGAAACUGGGAACAAUUGUUUUUGCUGCUGUCAGUUUGCCUGUUACAGAAAUCUCCAAUUUUCUCAACGAUUUGGCUCAGAAGAACGCGAAGGUCGAAACUUUUCUUCAGGAUAAGGACAUGGUGCACAACCUCAAGAAGGCUCACGUGACUCUUGCCCACAAGAGAAGUCACGGUGUUGCUGCAGUAGCAAGCUACGGACUCUUUCUUCAUCAGAAGGUCCCUGUACAGUUGACUGCACUUCUCUUCACAGACAAAAUGGCUGCACUAGAGGCAGAACUGGGUUCUGUUGAUGGCGAAAAAGUAGUUUCAAAAAACGAGUGGCCCCACGUUACCAUAUGGACUGGAGAGGGAGUAGCACCGAAGGAAGCCAACACGCUACCCCAGUUGGUCACAGAGGGGAAAGCUACUCGUGUUGAAAUCAGUCCACCUAUCACCAUAUUUGGCACACUAGAAUUUUAUUGAGUUCUUUUUUCUCUCCUUUUCUUUUUGUUUUCCCACUUAUUGGUCUAGAAAUGGCUUCGAACUUUGUUCAUAGUACAAUUUCAGUUAUAAAAUUUUGCAGGUACUAGGUAGAGUGCAAAAGAUUACAGGAGAUCCUUUUCAUUGUUAGGAGCCGAGUUAUAUGAGCUGCUGAGAUAUUGUGUACAGGCGAAAAUGAACCAAAUAUGAAAUAUUGAAACUUUUCUACUAGGUUAAGAAGAAAAUUUCUACUAGGAUUGAAUCAUUUAACUGCUGCUGCAAUUUUUAUUUUUCCAAAGGAUGAAGUGCUAUUCAGUCAUUGAGUUAUUAUCGAAUU
Jatropha curcas is the source of this 4091-nucleotide messenger RNA. RefSeq names its product RNAligase (gene RNL). Gene Ontology annotation, molecular function: ATP binding; RNA ligase (ATP) activity. The record is from RefSeq and is a predicted model, not a curated record. Lineage: Eukaryota; Viridiplantae; Streptophyta; Magnoliopsida; Malpighiales; Euphorbiaceae. Gene Ontology annotation, biological process: tRNA splicing, via endonucleolytic cleavage and ligation.